AUGCCUACACCCACCUCCUGUGCCUCCCCCCACCUCCUGUGCCUACACCCACAUGCCCUGUGCCUACACCCACCUCCUGUGCCUACACCCACAUCCCCUGUGCCUACACCCACAUCCCCUGUGCCUACACCCACAUCCCCUGUGCCUACACCCAUAUCCCCUGUGACUACACCCACAUUCCCUGUGCCUACACCCACAUCCCCUGUGCCUACACCCAUAUCCCCUGUGACUACACCCACAUUCCCUGUGCCUACACCCACAUCCCCUGUGCCUACACCCACAUCCCCUGUGCCUACACCCACAUCCCCUGUGCCUACACCCACAUCCCCUGUGCCUACACCCACAUCCCCUGUGCCUACACCCAUAUCCCCUGUGCCUACACCCACAUCCCCUGUGCCUACACCCAUAUCCCCUGUGCCUACACCCACAUCCCCUGUGCCUACACCCAUAUCCCCUGUGCCUACACCCACAUCCCCUGUGCCUACACCCAUAUCCCCUGUGCCUACACCCACAUCCCCUGUGCCUACACCCAUAUCCCCUGUGCCUACACCCACAUCCCCUGUGCCUACACCCACAUCCCCUGUGCCUACACCCGCAUCCCCUGUGCCUACACCCGCAUCCCCUGUGCCUACACCCACAUCCCCUAGCUCCAACACAUUCUGUGCUAUGGCUUUGCAGCUGAGCCAAAUCCUGUGGAACAGGAUUCUUAAACUGGGAAACCAUCCGUUCCUUUGA
Molecule: messenger RNA, 735 nt
Organism: Chaetura pelagica (chimney swift)
Lineage: Eukaryota; Metazoa; Chordata; Aves; Apodiformes; Apodidae
Product: DNA-directed RNA polymerase II subunit RPB1-like
Exons: 2
Coding region: 1-735 (244 amino acids)
Source: RefSeq, a predicted model, not a curated record